This is a messenger RNA of Kalmanozyma brasiliensis GHG001, 3459 nucleotides long. RefSeq names its product Citrate synthase-like protein. The coding region runs from base 1 to 3459 and encodes 1152 amino acids. Gene Ontology annotation, biological process: tricarboxylic acid cycle; citrate metabolic process; fatty acid biosynthetic process. Gene Ontology annotation, molecular function: ATP citrate synthase activity. NCBI's taxonomy places the organism in Eukaryota, Fungi, Basidiomycota, Ustilaginomycetes, Ustilaginales. Gene Ontology annotation, cellular component: cytosol. The record is from RefSeq and is a predicted model, not a curated record. The transcript has 2 exons.
AUGUCUUCCAAAGCUAUCCGAGAGUUUGAUGCCAAGCUCCUGGUCAACUACUGGUUGCCUCGAUCGCCUCUGGCCAACGCCGACAUCAAGGUCAACGCCGACUUUGUCGCUCCCGCUCCCAAGGUCGCCCAGAUCUCGUGGGACCCCGAGUCCAACACCAUCACAAACGCUUCGCAGCUCCCAGCGUGGGUCCAGUCCUCCAAGCUCGUCGCCAAGCCAGACCAGCUUAUCAAGCGUCGUGGAAAGGCUGGCCUCCUCAAGCUCAACUGCGACUGGGCUGACGCCGAGUCCUGGAUCAAGGAGCGUGCCGGCAAGGCUCAGCAGGUCGAGUCCGUCACCGGUACCCUCAACAACUUCAUUGUCGAGCCUUUCUGCCCUCACCCUGCCGACACCGAGUUCUACGUCUGCAUCAACUCGGCACGAGAGGGUGACUGGAUCCUCUUCACCCACGAAGGUGGUGUCGACGUCGGUGAUGUCGACGCCAAGGCGCUCAAGCUCCUCAUUCCCGCCGACCCUUCCGCUCCCUUCCCCCAGCGCGAGCAGUGGUCCAGCACCCUCCUUGGCGGUGUCCCCGCUGCUAAGCGCGAGGUUCUCACCGACUUCUUGAUCCGCCUCUACUCGGUCUACGUCGACCUCCACUUUGCCUACCUCGAGAUCAACCCUCUCGUCGCCACCGACGAUGGACAGAUCGCUUACCUCGACAUGGCUGCCAAGCUCGACCAGACCGCCGACUCCAUCUGCGGUCCCAAGUGGGCUAUCGCUCGUGACCCCUCGAUCUACAUGGGCGCUGCUGCCGGUGCCUCCAACUCCACUGGCGAGGACCGUGGCCCGCCCAUGUACUGGCCCGCUCCCUUCGGUCGUGACCUGACCAAGGAGGAGGCCUACAUUGCCAAGCUUGACUCCGGUACCGGUGCUUCGCUCAAGCUCACCGUGCUCAACGCCACUGGCCGCAUCUGGACCAUGGUUGCCGGUGGUGGUGCUUCCGUCGUCUACUCGGAUGCCAUCGCUGCUCACGGCUUCGCCAACGAGCUCGCCAACUACGGUGAGUACUCGGGUGCUCCUUCCGAGGGCCAGACCUUCGAGUACGCCAAGACGCUGCUCGACCUCAUGACCCGCGGCGAGGUCAACCCCAAGGGCAAGCUCCUUAUCAUCGGUGGUGGUAUUGCCAACUUCACCAACGUCGCCUCCACCUUCAAGGGUAUCAUCCGCGCCCUCAAGGAGUACAAGCUCUCGCUCGCCAAGCACGGCGUUCGCAUCUUUGUCCGCCGUGGUGGUCCCAACUACCAGGAGGGUCUCAAGGCCAUGCGCCUUCUCGGUGAGGACCUCGGUGUCGAGAUCCAGGUCUUUGGCCCCGAAACCCACAUCACCGACAUCGUGCCCCUCGCUCUCGGCGUCAAGACCUUCGAGGAGGUCACGCUCGCCUCGCAGCAGCAGAACACCCUCCCCUCGGGUGCCGCUACCCCUAGCCACGGUGCUGCCAACGGCAAGAAGGCCGACGACCAGGCCAUCGGCACCAUCGACCACGCCACGGGCGAGCGUGUCCAGCCCCAGGACCAGAUCGUCCACUUUGGUGCUGGAUCCACCGCCGGUCAGCGUCCCGCGUACCGCCCCUUCGAUGCCAACACCCGCUCGCUCGUCUUUGGUCUGCAGCCCCGUGCCAUCCAGGGCAUGCUCGACUUUGACUUCUCGUGCGGUCGUCAGACUCCCUCGGUUGCUGCCAUGAUCUACCCCUUCGGUGGUCACCACAUCCAGAAAUUCUACUGGGGCACCAAGGAGACGCUCCUCCCCGUCUACACCAGCAUCAAGGAGGCCGUCGCCAAGCACCCCGACGCCGACGUGGUGGUCAACUUUGCCUCGAGCCGAUCCGUCUACUCGUCCACCCUCGAGGUGCUCGCCUGCCCCCAGAUCCGCGCCCUCGCCCUCAUCGCCGAGGGUGUGCCCGAGCGUCACGCACGUGAGAUCCUCCACCGUGCCGAGAAGGCCGGUGUCCUCAUCAUUGGCCCCGCCACCGUCGGUGGUAUCAAGCCCGGUUGCUUCCGUAUCGGCAACUCCGGUGGUAUGAUGGACAACAUCCUCUCGUCCAAGCUCUACCGCCCCGGCUCCGUCGGUUACGUCUCCAAGUCCGGUGGUAUGUCGAACGAGCUCAACAACAUCCUCUCGAUCACCACCAACGGUACCUACGAGGGUAUUGCCAUCGGUGGUGACCGAUACCCGGGAACCACGUUCAUCGACCACUUGCUCCGCUACGAGCAGGACCCCGACUGCAAGAUGCUUGUGCUGCUCGGUGAGGUCGGUGGUAUCGAGGAGUACCGUGUCAUUGAGGCCGUCAAGAACGGCACCAUCAAGAAGCCCAUCGUGGCUUGGGCCAUCGGUACCUGCGCCAAGAUGUUCACCACCGAGGUGCAGUUCGGUCACGCCGGUUCCAUGGCCAACAGCGACAUGGAGACGGCCUCGGCCAAGAACGCCGCCAUGAAGGCUGCUGGCUUCGUCGUCCCCGACACCUUCGAGGACUUGCCCGCCGUCAUUCGUGAGGUGUACAACAAGCUCGUUGCCAACGGCACUGUUCAGCCUAAGCCCGAGCGCCCUGCUCCCGCGAUCCCCGUCGACUACAAGUGGGCCCAGGAGCUCGGCAUGGUCCGCAAGCCCGCCGCCUUCAUCUCGACCAUCUCGGACGAGCGUGGAUCCGAGCUCAUGUACUCUGGUGUUAAGAUCUCGGAGGUCUUCGAGUCCGGUAUGGGUAUCGGUGGUGUCAUCUCGUUGCUCUGGUUCAAGCGCCGUCUGCCCGACUACUGCACCAAAUUCAUCGAGAUGGCACUCAUGCUCACCGCCGACCACGGUCCUGCUGUGUCCGGUGCCAUGAACACCAUCAUCACCUCGCGUGCCGGUAAGGACCUCAUCUCGUCGCUCGUUUCGGGUCUGCUCACCAUUGGUGACCGAUUCGGUGGUGCGCUCGACGACGCUGCCACCGAGUUCUCGAACGCCUACGACCGCGGCCUGACGGCACGAGAGUUUGUCGACAGCAUGCGCAAGGGCAACAAGCUCAUCCCUGGUAUCGGCCACAAAAUCAAGUCGGUCUCGAACCCGGAUUACCGUGUGCAGGUGGUUAAGGAGUUUAUCCUCAAGAACUUCCCCUCGCACAAGAUGCUCGACUACGCUCUCGCUGUCGAGAAGGUGACGACCGCCAAGAAGGAUACUCUGAUCCUCAACGUCGACGGCUGUCUCGCUGUCUGCUUUGUCGACUUGCUGCGUGACUCGGGUGCCUUCACCAUGGAGGAGGCCCGCGACUACCUCAGCUACGGUUUCCUCAACGGUAUCUUCACCCUUGGCCGAUCGAUCGGUUUCAUCGGUCACCACAUCGACCAGAAGCGCCUCAAGGCCGGUCUCUACCGUCACCCUGCGGACGACUUCCACAUCGAGAUGGCUACGCCCGCUCGUGUCAUGGGUACGCUCAAGAAGUAG